Molecule: messenger RNA, 8698 nt
Organism: Schistosoma rodhaini
Lineage: Eukaryota; Metazoa; Platyhelminthes; Trematoda; Strigeidida; Schistosomatidae
Source: the annotation of a GenBank genome assembly
ACAUGUGCAUUUGCCGCCUUCCUUGAAAGCUGCUCGUAGAAUGGUUUAUUUGCUAAUGAAAAAUUGAUGGAUAUUUCGCAAGCACACGGUGGAGAUGUUGUCAAUAUUGCAAAUUACUUACUAAAUGAUUUAAAGAAUAGCUAUCAGAUCUGGGAAGAACUAAUUUCAAAAUGUACCAAAUUCCAUUCAGCUUUAAAAGUUGCGACCCAGGCGUCGUCUGCAUUUUUGGAUACAUUUCAAAAAGUGGCAGAUCUGGCUACGAAGACGCUUGGAGGCAGCAAAGAAAUCGGCGCGUGUCUGACCCGAUACUGUAUGCGCCAGAAAAGCCUAGAAUCUAAAGUAAAAUCUAUGGGCAAUCAUCUGGUCACUAGUCUUGCCAACCCUCUCAAUUCGAAAGUAGAUGAGUGGAAACGUAAUUUGUGUCAGUUAGAAAAAGACCGAACUCGUCAAACUAAGAGAGUGCGCGCAGAAUUGAAAAAGGCGCUUUCUGAAGCACAAAAAUGGGAAAAGAAGGCUGCUAAAGUUGGUGUUACUGGUGGUAGUGGCGUGGGACCCGGUGUAGGCCAUGGUAUUAUACCUCAUGCAAAACAUAUGUGCUCCAAUUCUGAAUCAAAUGCAAUUAGUUUACAAACUGCUAAAGCUGCACGUGAAGUUGGAAUCAAGAAAGAAUUAGUUGAAAAUACAGAGAAAUCUGCGAUGCGUUUGUUGCUACUUGAGGAACGAAGCCGGUUUUGUUUUUUCGUCUCUUGCCUUCUUCCAAUACUUGAGUGUCAAUCAAGCAUGUUACAUGAAAUAGCCACUAUGGAUGAACUUAUUAAGACUCUAACAAAAGAAACUGAGUUUCCAGAUCAGUUGGUUGAAGACGUAGAGUCUAUUGUACUGAGGAUGGGACGACGUGAUUUUUCUGCUUCUCGAGGUAGCAGCAAAAUCAUGUCAGUUUUCGUACCAGAUGGUGGAGAUAGGAUAAACAACAUAAAUGAAGUUUUAGGUGGUUUGCUUAUGACUAACGGUAAUCGGAACUAUGUCAAUUCAAGUGAUACGGAGUCUGGUCGUCACGGGGCCGACAUGUUGUCACCAUAUCAAAUUUGCCGCGACUUAGAAACGGUCGGCCGAUGCAAUUCUGUAUGUGACAGUGCUGAUAUUUCUCUAUGUGGAGCCAGUUCACAUAGUGGCAGUGGGGGAAGUAAUUGUCCAUCCCUUUUGUCCCCCGCACGUAGUAAUGUUGCUCAUUUGGGCAGUCGUGAAUCAAGUCUUAUUUCCGUGGAUAGUGCAGCCUCAGGAAGUGGCAAUGCAAAUUCUACAUAUUCUAUUGGAAUGUCAAAUACAAACAUACCACAUUCUGAUCCUGGAGAAACUCAAUUUAAAACUUUAUGUCGACCAGGUCACUAUCGAACUGCAAGUAAUGGAGAUAAUGAUUUUUCAAAAAAUUAUUUAAAAAAUGGUUUCCACCAUGAUAAAAUCGAUUCUUAUAUGGUAGCUAAAUCUAUGAUCGCUUUCAGUGAACAAUCUCAAUUGACUGAUAGUAAUAAUAAUGAUGAUAAUAUCACUACGAAUGGUCAGAACUAUGCACUAAGAAAAGAUGAUGACAAUGAAGUUGAAAAUAUAAAAAUGACUGACAAUGAAAGUAAACUGGAAAUGAGCACUGACGAUGAUGAGAAUCAUGAUGAUAGUAACGAUGAUGACGUUGGUGAUGGUGGUGAAUAUGUUGAAGUAGGCAGUGAUUCUGGAAAUGCUCCUGCGCAUUUAUCAAAUAAUCCUACAUCUCCUUCCUUAUCUAAUUCUGCUAAUCAACAUUUUCUAUUGGAAAACUAUCCACCGAUUACUGCUACUACUACUGAUACUACUGGUGAUCCUCCAAUUCCAAAUAGUGGUCGUCAUACAAUAAGUUCUGCUUAUGAACGAGGAGGUCAUGCUCCUGCACGGGCUUCUAUAACUGCUCUGUCUUUCAAUCCACCCGUCGGCAAAGCUUCUUCCAAAGAUAGUGGUGUUGAUUCGUCCACUGUACUCUACCCGAAACAAGCUGUACCACCUCCAGUCUAUACAAAUCUCAUUCAAUUGGCUCAUGCAGCACAACGUAAAUUUUCCAUGUCACAAUUACCAAUUGUUCAUUCAUAUGAAAAUAUAGAUAGUACAUUAGAUAGAUUUCGUUAUGCUAAAGUUGAUAUGACCAAUCAUAAGCAACAAUUUAUUCAUCAUCAAUCAUCAAGUCGUAAUUCGAUUUCUACAAAUCCACAACAAUAUCAUUAUACAACAAAUGCUUCACCGAAUACUACUAAUAUUAGUAAUACGAAUAAUUGUAAUUGGUCUGUUUCAGAUAGUAUAAAUAAACUUGAUUUAAAUGAUUCCGCUGUCAGUCAAAGUUAUCAUGAUGAAGAAAAAAAGUAUGCUAAUCCUUCAACAGUGUUAAAAUCUCAAGUUAACAAAUUAGCUAUUAGUACAAGUUUAUCUAAUUCAUGUCACAAUUCAAAAAAUUGUCUGGAUAGUGUUUCAAUGUCUGAUGCCACUUCUACUAAUAAUCCUACUUCAGUUGUUGGUAAUAAUGAUAUACAUUCAUAUCAAAGAAGUGGAACAGAUCCAUUCAGUAUGGAAAUGGAUGAACUUGAUCAAGUUAUGCCAGUUAAUAACGGUCAUACUAUGACGCUAAAUAGAAUGUUUUCAAAAUGUUUACAUAAUCAACUAACUGGCACAUUACCUAGUCAUCCAAGAUAUCUAUCAAUAAGAGCACAUGUUUCAUCAGUUAACAGUUGUUUAUGUGUUACUAAUGCUACUGAGUUACUAGGAUGUAAUGAACAGAAUUCUUUCGCUAGUUGUUAUCACCAUAACAAUGAAAGUAUUUCGGAACCCGUUGUAAACGUAAAUUGUGGACAAAGUUUCUUUACACCACAGUCGUUCGUUCAGAAAAAAUUACUUGGUGAAGAAAAUCAUAACAGACACUCACUUCAUCUUAGUCCUUCCGAAUCUAAAGCAGAAAAGGUAAUUGGGAAUAAGGUUGAUCAUAAUGACCAUCUACCUUCUAACCAUAGUUUGAUUGUACAACAAACUUCAUGUAGCCCAAUCAAUUCUUUAGUUUCUCCUUCUGCUGACAAUAGAUCUCCACCACCGCCAAUUCAGCCAAAACCUGUUCAUUUAAAACAUCAUCAAGCAAUAAGUCAAUAUCAUAUCAAUCGAAAAACAGCACCUCGAAUGUCACGUCCAUGUCCACCACCUCGAACUUGUAGUACAUUAAGUUCUCAUGGUUGUUUAGCAAUGACAUCUGGUGUCAGUAUGCCAUGUGAUUUGAAUAUGCCCGAUCCAUCACCAUCAUCGUUAGAUUGUAAAAUUUCUUUUUGUGAGGAUGAUAAUUAUUGUGAAGGAUCUAGUCGUGGUUCAUCACUUACAAUGGCUAGUUCAACAACAAACGAUUCAUUGCCUAGUUCAAAUGGUAGUCCAGCAUUAACAAGUUAUAACUCGAAUCAAAAUAGUACACAAAGAUCAUUUUCAUCAAAUUCGAAUCCAGUGACCAGUAAUGAACAACAAAUAUUAGAGAACAAAUUACACUAUGCAACUCCUGUGAUCAGAAAUCAAUCUCAAUGCUCUACUACUCCAGGUCAAGUGUUCAAUCCGUUAAUACAGUCUACAUUGGCUAGUAAUCAAGUUUGUAUGAAUACUGUCUGUGUGACAACAGGUAUUCCAAACGGAAAUGUUCCAACUCCUCCUCCCCCUCCACCACCACCGCCUCCACCUCUACCUAUGUUUUCACCAGUAUCGCCAAAUAAAUUGUCAACACCCCAUCCAUCACUAGAAGAAAUAACUUGUCCAAAAUCUACCAGUAAGAAUUUAUUAGUCCUUAGUGAUCUAUGUGUGUGUGAAUUUUUCUUUGGUUUAACUAUUUAAUCAUAUAGCCUGAACUGGAUAUAGUAAUUUUUAAAAUCGAACUCAAUGCGUGUGUAUUUAGGUCCAAAGAACGUUGUUAAACAUUUUAGUAUGAUAAUACGAAAAAUAAUAACUUGUAGUAAGGAUAAAAAUGUUUAAUAAUUUUAAUCUAAUAAGGUAACUCUCUCUGAAUGUUAGGGUCAAUGUGACUUUUACCCAGCUAUUCAAAAUGUAAAUAUGUAGAUUAGGUUUCGAACUUACCAUAUAUUGAUUGAUUUUAUAAGAAAUGCGUCAAACUUAAAGCUAAGCUAAAUUACCUAGUCCAAUAUUUCGACGGCGACUUAAAGACUGCUUCAAUAUAUAUAUAGGUUAUCGUAAAGCACUGGAGCUUUUGGAGAAAAGUUUUGAAAAAUAGCAUGUUGUAGGAUGUACGUUCAUUGAUAAUUUGUCAUAAUUUACUAAUACAAGGGAACAUACGACUCACUGAAGGAAAUGAUCUCCAGAAAUCCAAGUAUGCUGACUGACGCUCAAACAGAUGAAUUCGGUUACGAAUCUGAACUGUUCUGGUACUAUUGAGAUCAUGGUUUUGAAAUCAUUGCAUAUUUAGUGAGAGUUGGUAAAUUUAGUUUACGAGAUUAUUGAAGGAGGUUGAAAGCCUUCCUUGAGCGAUCUUGUUGAUUUUGUAAAGAAAUAAUCUGAAACUUCUAAUACCAGAUAUGAGCUACUUUUCAACGGAAGUAGUACCACUGAUAGUAAAGAUUCUGAUGUAAAGGAGAAGUCUAAUGCAGGUUGUAGUACACCAAGAGUAUCUUAUACAAGUAAUAGUAAAGGUAAUUUCACCGCAUAUGACGGAUAUGGUUAACGUGGUUUAUCUUGCUUAAUAUGCUCUGGAAAUCAUUUUCUCGAUCAUUGCCAUAAAGUUGUUAGCAAAAGGAACGAAUUCAUUCUUGAUCAUAAGUUGUAUAAUGUUCGUUUGAAGGCAAACUACCUGGUCGGAAGUUUCUGGUCACCAAGGACGUACUCGGUCGAUGGAUGCAUUUGACAGCACCGUAAUCUACUCCACUGGAAGCAGAAAGUACGGAUGGAUGCCACUGAUCUUAUUCAUGUUAAUACUCCUUAUUUAGGUACAGAGGAAUAUAAAGAGUGCGAGAAUUUAUACUCAGAAAGAAGUUGCUCUAGUCAUAAUACCAGUAUUUUCAAAACACAAAGAAUGGUUUAUUCAGACCUUUGUCUUCUUGGAUAGUGGGAAGAUAUUUAUCUCAUUGUAGAUAAUCCAGUUAACGAGCUUGGCUUAGAUGGGAGGCUUAGCCAGUACCCCUGAAGUUUUGAUAACCAGCCGUCAUUGUCAUGCAAAAAAGGUUACAUCGAAAUUCAUUUGCUAGACUUUUUGUCGUCUAUUAAAGUCUAAUAGAUGUUAACGCACGAAAAAGUACUGAUUGUAUGCAAAACUGUGCCGAAGGCACAUCAGACAGCAUCUUGGUUUCACUUAAAGAACGAAAGCUUUCCAGUAGUAGAAGAUGCAAAUCUCAAUUUGUUAAUUGGGUGUAACACAUCAGUCGCAUACAAUGCAAAACAGAACGUUUGUUUUGAAAUAUUGUAAUAUAGAAGUAUACUAAUGUUGCAACACUUCUCAUUGUAUCGAAGUGAAGAAUAAAGAAUACCACUUAUCGAUUAUACAACCUGAACUUAAAAAUAUGUUAAUAUCACUAUUAACUAUCCAUCCAAGUAGUAAAUCUCGUCAAACGCAUAAAAAAAGAUUGAUAAUUGUCUGCUUUCGUCGUGUGAUUUUAAUUAUUUUUAAUAUAUUCACGUAUAAUUAGUUCAUUUUACUUUGUAAACCUGUACAACUGAAAUGUAAACGGAUGGUCAUUCAUCAUAUACAUCUACGUCAAUUUUAACUACUUUCGACUAUCAACUAGUUUGUUCUAUGGAUUAUGUAGAUUCAGCAAACUUUUUCUUUUUUGUUCAUACAUUUAAAUGUAAUGCAUCAAUAACUACUUCGCUUUUCUAGGUUGGAAAAAAUAAAAAUAAUUAUUGACCAUUCAUAAUUACAUAAUUUUCUUCACACAGGCAUACAUAAAUAAUCAGGUAGCGUUCAUUCUCCUGUCAGCCGUUGAUGGCACCAUACAUUCAGUAUUUCUUCAUAAGUAUUCGCUUAACAAUAUUUUCUUGUGACGAUUUAACACUGUCAUCUGUUUAAAAAAAAUAAAAGUUGACUUUAUCUAGUUCGUUCAAUCAUAACUUGUUCUUGAUUUCACUCAUUUGAGCAAUGUAACUUAAAGUUAGUCAAAUCCAAAUUAUAACUGUCAUACUAUAUUAUGGGUAAAAUACAGUUGAGAAAACAUUGAUGUAUAUGCCAUCUGUAAAUCAUUUGAGUUGAACAUAAGAAUUGUUUAAAAUUCCUGUUUGAAUAUUGUAAUAAUUUCGAUUUUUCAAGGUAGUUACAAAUUAACACUAAUAAUCUAGAUAUUCCUAGAACUAUUCACGAGUUUUCAGUGUGUGUGAUAUUCUUUUCUAUAAAUUAACUAUCAAUCAUUAAAACUACAUUUCUCUCUCACUCUCAAUUUCUGUUCAAUUUUUUUUCUAAGAUUACGAUGAAAAUUUGGCAACUGAUUUGGUCUCCGUAGAAACUGCUAAUCUUAUGUCUGAAUUAUCUUCACAAUUGCAACAACUUGCUGCACGAUCGAACGAUGUAAACUUUUCUCAAUCAACUUAUAAAAGUAGGGAUAUAUUUCACAAGGAACCCAUAAAACACGAUGACUUCGAUCUACCACCACCACCUCCACCUUCUAUGUUUACAGAGCAAUACUGCAGUGAUGUAGUGAAAUCAGAAUGUUCUCCGAUUCAAAAUACGAAUAUUAGUUGUAAUUCCACUACUAGUAUUAUUGUUAAUGAUAAUAAUAAUAAUACUGAUGAAGUGUCUGAUGAUAAUUCCAACAAAAAUUUAUCACCAUUUUUAUUGGCGUUAAAACAAAGUGUGAAACAACGAGCUGACCGUUUAGCUGCUGGAAAUUCAACAAAUAAUCGAACAUGAAGUGAUGCUACAUAUUUUGAUGAUGACCAUCCCAAUGCACUAGCAUUUUUUGUAAUACUUGUUAGGAAUUAAUCUUUGAAAGGUAGUGGAGACAUACAUUUAGGAAUCUGUGUAUAAAGGUGAUGGUGUUGUACCAUAAUCAUUCUCACUUGCUUUCUGGUAAAAUCUGUCGAUAACGUUCGAUAUUUAUCCUUUCCUCAUUAUUUUUUAUCAUUAUUAGGCUCAUCGUCAUCACAAUAAUCGUAAUCAUCAGUGCACUUUUUUAUUGACAUAACGAAAAAUAUACAGCCACAGCAAGAAGCAAAUGUCUUAUAUGCUUCCUACUUUUUUCUUAUUAUUGUUGUGGUUAGUAUUAGUUUUGAUCUUUAUCAUCCUCUGCCGUUUCCAUUUUUGCCUAACUCAUCUUUUCCCCUAUAUAUGUAAAUAUAAAUGUUAAAUUAUUAUUUUGUAUGACAUCAUCAUAUUACUAAUUCUGUUUAGUAAUGUUUCGCGGACAUUUCACAUACACCUAGUAACUAUACUUCAAUAUUAUAAACUGAUGUCAGGCUUUUUUAAGAAGAAAAUCCGGUACUUGUAUCUUUGACCGUUACUAGUAACAUAACAUUGCUUCUGUGUGUUUGUUUCUACGAUCUUUUUUCAUUUUACCAAUGAUAUGAAGUAAGUGUUUUUCAGAAAAGAAAACCGGUCAUUAUCAAAUACGUCCUACUGAUUAACUAGUUGACUAACUGUCUAGUUUAAUAAAUAAUCUAACAAUCUAUUCGAUCUAGAAUCUCGUUAAACAUAUUUCUGGACACAGAUAGACACAUUCAUACAUAUACACAUUCAUGUACAUUUUCAAAUUCAUCUGUUCGUAUUAUCUAUUGUUAAUAAUCCGUUGGAAAUUUCCAUGCGUUCAAAUUUCAAGGAAAGAUUUGUUAUUGUCAUUACUGGCGCUAUUUCUUGUGUUUAUUCACAUGUCUUUUUUUAGAUUAUUUCGUGUUUACAUUUUGUUUCAACAGUUAAAUUUUUGUUGAUGACCGACAGCGUAAGGAAUUUUGUACGCCUUUUCUUUGAACACAAUAAAUCAACCGGGAACAAAUGUUUUCAGAUAUAUUUAAAUUCUUAUUGUUACUACUACUAUUACUACUAGUUUUAACGUUAAAAUUAUUAUUAUUAUUAUUAUCAUACUUUGGAGUGUUGAGUAUCUUGUUCAUAGAGAAUGUGUUGUUGAAAAUGUGUUCUGGUGUCAUUGCUGUAUUGUUUCGUUGUCUUUAUUUGUGUCACUGAAUGUGAUUCAACCAUUUAUGUGUAUGAUUUACUAUCACACCGUGUCCCACCCCUACGUCUGUCUUGCUGUCGAACUGUGUGAUGUAUAUCUGUAGUUGUCUGUAUGCUUGAUUCUUUACUAAUUUCCUUUUAGGUUUAUUGAUAAAUUAUAUUUUAUCAAGGUUAUAGAAAUUUGUUAUUGUUGUCUUCUAUAUUUCAUUCUUUUAAAAAUUAUGUAUUACAGUGUAUCAUUUCCUUGUUUAUCACUUUGUGAGAUCACAUUUUUCAUUCUAUAAUAAAAUUGUAUUUGGUAAUUGUAGAUGGGAAACAAAAAGGAAUGAUUGAAAGAUUCAAGUGAAAAAUGAGGCUCUCUCAUAUACUGUCUUCAUUAAUGACUCACUGUACUCUAAUUACAUGUUCUAUGCAGAUAAUAUUCAUACACACACUACUUGAUAAUAUGUUUUUUUUAUAUACAAAAUGUGUUAAUGUCCACAAAUUGCAUUUUAUUUAUUUAACUUUACUAUAUACAUAUUACAGAAAGAACAAGGAAAUAUUGUGUAAAUUGUU